AUAUUUCAUAGGAAACAAAAUUACCAGUCCUCCUAAUUUGCUCUUUGCUUCAAAGAACUUUGUAAUUUGAAAUUACAAUUUCCAUUAGGCCAUCAAAAUCAAAACUUUGAAUCAUCCAUUAUAGUAUUUUAUCUCCAAAUAUAGCAAAAAUUGCUUUAAACAUAUUAAAAACUCCGCAUAGACUUCUUGAAGAAAAGUUCAUAUCUUUAUUACAAUCAUGUAAAACUAUAAAGCAAGUGAAAGAAAUUCAAACCCAAAUUAUAACCCAAUGUAUUGGUUAUACUAAAUAUAUUAUCCCUCCUUUUUUGUCAAAAUGUAUGGAAUUCAAGAAAAUUUCAUAUGCCCACCAAGUGUUCGAUAAAAUUCCUGACUUAGAUGCUUCACCUUUCAACAUAAUAUUCAAAGGGUAUAUUCAAAAUGAUAUGUAUAGAGAUGUAGUAGUGUUGUUUCGUCGUAUGAUUAACGAAGAUGUUAGACCAAAUUGUUUUACAUUUCCUAUGGUUUUGAAGUCUUGUGGAAAGUUAAUGGCUUUAUUAGAAGGUGAACAAGUACAUUGUGUUGUGAUAAAAUUUGGGUUUAUGUACAAUACUUUUGUGGGGUCUACUUUGAUUGAUAUGUAUUCGAAUGGGGCUCGAGUGAAAUGUGCUUAUAGGGUGUUUAAUGAGAUGGUUAUACGAAAUGUUUUUACGUGGACUUCUAUGAUCAAUGGAUAUAUCGCGAAUGGCGAUUUAGUAUCUGCAAGAAUGCUUUUUGAUUUGACGCCUGAACGAGACGUUGUAUUGUGGAACAGGAUGAUUACAGGGUAUAUUGAGUGUAGGGAUAUGGAAGAGGCUCAAAAGCUUUUUAAUGCGAUGCCAAAUAAGGAUUUAAUGUCCUGGAAUACUUUGUUGAAUGGUUAUGCUAAUAAUGGGGAUGUCGAGGGGUGUGAGCAGAUUUUCGAAGAGAUGAAAGAGAGAAAUAUUUUUUCGUGGAAUGGUCUUAUCGGAGGAUAUGCUCACAAUGGACUUUUUAGUAAGGUUAUUGAUGCCUUCAAGAGGAUGUUAAAUGAGUCUGAUGUGAAGCCUAAUGAUGCCACACUUGUGAAUGUUUUGUCUGCUUGUACGAGAUUAGGUGCUCUUGAUUUGGGUAAGUGGGUACACGUAUAUGCUGAGAGCAAUGGGUAUAAGCACAAUGUGUAUGUUUCCAAUGGGUUGAUUGAUAUGUACGCGAAAGGUGGGGUGGUUGGUAAUGCAGUUGAUGUGUUUAGGAGCAUGGAUAAAAGAGAUUUGAUUUCUUGGAACACUAUUAUUAAUGGCUUAGCAGUGCAUGGUCGGGGUAGUGAUGCCUUGAGUUUGUUUGAUGAUAUGAAGAAUUUUGGAGUAAAACCGGAUGGAAUUACUUUUAUUGGAGUGUUAUGUGCGUGUUCUCACAUGGGUCUAGUUGAAGCCGGAUUUGGCUAUUUUAACUCAAUGAUGAAUGAAUAUUCCAUCGUGCCUCAAAUUGAGCAUUAUGGUUGCAUGGUUGAUUUAUUAGGUCGAGCUGGUCUUUUGGAGCAAGCUGUGAAUUUUGUGGAAAAGAUGCCUAUACAAGCCGAUGCUGUCAUUUGGACCGCGCUACUCGCGGCGUGUAGAGUAUACAAGAACAUUGACUUUGCAAGACUGGCUCUUCAGAAACUUAUUGAGCUUGACCCGAAAAACCCUGCGAAUUAUGUUGUGCUUGCAAAUAUCUGUGGUGAUGCUCGGAGGUGGAAAGAUGUGGCAGAGAUGAAAGUGGCGAUGAGAGACACCGGGUCCCGGAAGGUUCCGGGAUGCAGCUUGAUUGAGGUUGAUGAUGAAGUGGCUGAGUUCUAUUGUUUCGAUGAGAGGCAUUCCAAGUCAAAAGAGAUAUAUGGAGCCUUGAGAAGCUUGAUGAAGGCAUUAAGAUCAUCUGGAUAUGUUCCGGACUUCAUGGAGGUUGGUCAAGAAAGUCCAUUAUUUUUAGUGGAUUAAAAGAUCUUGGUUUCUUGAAGAUAUCGUGAUUUCAUCGAUAAAGAUUCUUUAAACUCAUCAGUAUCACUGCAGUCGAAAGCUCGUCCAUCUUAGUCUUCAGAUGUUGGAAAAUGAGGUGUGUAAGUUUGUCUCUUCUCCUCUCAGUUGAGUGUGUUGAUAGUUUCAAAAUACACUAGUUUUUCUUUGAUAUUCAUUGUUCUCUAAAAUGUUGAGCACUUGAGUUGCUACAUGGCGCCCCGGUCACCUUACUUGAAUGUAGGUGUAAUUUAGCUAGUUACACUAGUUCAAACUCUAAACUUUUGGAAGCUUACUUGUUGUAAAGAAUUGGGCCUGUCCAUUCUCACUUAAGCUUUGAGGAGGUAAGGUAUUAUGUCCACCCUUCAUGUAUUCACUUUUUGAUCUUAAUAUGUAGGGUCAAUGCGAAACCCCUCAUCACCACAGGUGGCUAGAA
Lycium barbarum (goji berry) is the source of this 2418-nucleotide messenger RNA. Its product is annotated as pentatricopeptide repeat-containing protein At1g08070, chloroplastic-like. The transcript has a single exon. Lineage: Eukaryota; Viridiplantae; Streptophyta; Magnoliopsida; Solanales; Solanaceae. Gene Ontology annotation, biological process: RNA modification. Bases 318 to 1967 code for a protein of 549 amino acids. The record is from RefSeq and is a predicted model, not a curated record. Gene Ontology annotation, molecular function: protein binding; RNA binding.